This is a messenger RNA of Mytilus californianus (California mussel), 2661 nucleotides long. RefSeq lists its product as uncharacterized. Gene Ontology annotation, biological process: snRNA transcription by RNA polymerase III; snRNA transcription by RNA polymerase II. The transcript is spliced from 3 exons. The coding region runs from base 177 to 2477 and encodes 766 amino acids. Gene Ontology annotation, molecular function: sequence-specific DNA binding. The record is from RefSeq and is a predicted model, not a curated record. NCBI's taxonomy places the organism in Eukaryota, Metazoa, Mollusca, Bivalvia, Mytilida, Mytilidae. Gene Ontology annotation, cellular component: snRNA-activating protein complex.
CCUCCGUAAAAUAUUCAGUAUGCCUUCAAGCUUGUCAAAUAACGGCCGGGUACCAGUCUGGUGUUAAUGCUACUAUAUAACUCGGAUAUACUGCGAUGUUUACCAAAUCAUGCAGGUCUAGAAAAAAUGCUAAAUUCUUCUAGUUAAAGCCAUAUCUAUACGAAUGGAAUGACAAUAUGGCAUCAAAUUCAGAUCUCGCUGGCGAAGAAAGUAAUGCAACGAAAUCAACUACACAAGCAGGACUAUAUCAGGAACUGAAAAUUAUUCUUGAAAUACUACCAAUUGACAACGAAUUACAGAAAGCUCUUCAGUCUGUUUUCGAUGAAUUAGACAAACUGAGCGAUGCCGAUUCAGAGGAACUGCGGUCAAGCAUUGUUUCAUUUGUUUCAUUACUGCCCAGUUUGAAGAAAAAUGAUUUAAAUGUUGUUGUAGGUGUGCAAUUAUUUCAAAAUGCUUCUUCCAUUUUCAAACAGUUGUCCACUGUUCAUCCGGUAUUUUCCGUCUUGUAUUUUGUUAUUGUUGCUGGCAUGGCAUUAUUCAACAGACAGACGAAUAGUCCUAAUCUAGAAACUACUCUGAAGGAGAUGCUAAAAGAACAAUCCGAUAGCGAUAUGCUGAACGAAUGUGAAGGAAUAAAAUGUACAUUGACAAAAUAUGCCAAAUUAGUAUGUGCUAUGGGCGACAAAAAACUUGAAACCCAUGAAGUAAGUGCUGUCUGCGCAAUGGUUCCAAUCGGUGACGGCUUUGCAACGAUGGGAAAAUUAGCAAAGCGUAUCAAGGAGCUCAGAGACGAGGAAUAUGAAAAAUAUUGUAGUUAUAGAACCUCGGAAUUUGAAAAAAUUGUUCGUUAUAUUCACGUUUACUGUUGUCUUGAUACGAUGAAGAGAGGAAUAUUAUGGCAUAUAUAUGCAUUACUGAAAUUUUCAAAUAAUUCACCAAGUCUUAUUAAAGGAGUGAAAGCUGUUAUCGAGGAACAACAAGAUGAAAAUAGGGAAUUGUUAAAAUUCUUAGUCCAGCCAUCGAGAGAAACUGCAAUCAUCCAUUAUUCUGGAAACUUGUUCGAACACAAGAUAAUACAACAAUUCCUAGAAGCGCAUGAAAUGAAAAUGGAUGAUUUGAAUUUUCUGUGCGAAGGCGUAUAUCAUAUAAAACCAGUCAUGUAUAAAGACUCAAAGAUGUAUAUGGCAAAAAAUAAAUUCCCAGGACUCAAGUUUGUUAGAUGGACAUAUACCAAAUCUGUCGCUCAGAAAAAAAACCGUUUUACAUUCCAGCGUGCAAGUAUUGGUGGAAAUUAUUUUCAUAUUAAUUCCCACAGACACACCGAGUAUCAUGUUAGGGCGGUGAUCAAUGGAAUGUGGGUGGAUGGAUUAAGUGGUGAUCCUAGUGCGGUGUAUGGCACAUGGAAAAUUAUUCCGAUAGAUAGUGGGGGAAAGUCAAAAUAUUAUUUGAUUGCCCCGCAGGGAUUCACAAACAUGUUCUUAUUUGCUGGUUUCACAGGCAGAAUAUGUGUUCAAAAGUUCAUCAAAAGUGAAUAUGAACAAGUUUUAUGGCAAAUUGAACAAACUGUAGAUGAAGACAAUUCAGACAAUACAGCACUUGAAGCUGAAAAUGAUGAAAAUAAGAAGAAUGAAGAUGAAGACAAUUCAGACAAUACAGCACUUGAAGCUGAAAAUGAUGAAAAUAAGCAGAAUGAAGAUGAUAAAAAUGAUGGCAAUAAACAAGCCGACGACCAUGGAAAUGAUGACAAACAAGCCGACGAUAAAAAAAAGAAAGGCAAUAAACAGACCGACGAUUAUCAAAAAAAUGACCAUAAACAGGCCGACUAUCGAGAAAAUGAUGACAAUAAACAGGCCGACGACCAAGAAAAUGAUGACAAUAAACAGGCCGGCAAUCAUGAAAAUGAUGACAAUAAACAGGCCGGCAAUCAUGAAAAUGAUGACAAUAAACAGGCCGGCAAUCAAGAAAAUGAUGACAAUAAACAGGCCGACGACCAAGAAAAUGAUGACAAUAAACAGGCCGGCAAUCAUGAAAAUGAUGACAAUAAACAGGCCGGCAAUCAAGAAAAUGAUGACAAAAAACAGGCCGGCAAUCAUGAAAAUGAUGACAAUAAACAGGCCGGCAAUCAAGAAAAUGAUGACAAUAAAGCCGACGAUCAAGAAAAUGAUGACAAUAAACAGGCCGGCAAUCAUGAAAAUGAUGACAAUAAACAGGCCGGCAAUCAAGAAAAUGAUGACAAAAAACAGGCCGGCAAUCAUGAAAAUGAUGACAAUAAACAGGCCGGCAAUCAUGAAAAUGAUGACAAUAAACAGGCCGGCAAUCAAGAAAAUGAUGACAAAAAACAGGCCGGCAAUCAAGAAAAUGAUGACAAACAAGCCGACGAUCAAGAAAAUGAUGACAAUAAACAGGCCGACGACCAAGAAAAUGAAGACAAUAAACAGGCCGACGACCAAGAAAAUGAUGACAAUACUAGUAAUUAGGCCGGCAAUCAUGAAAAUGAUGACAAUAAACAGUCCGGCAAGAAAAAAAUAAAAAUAAAUAAAGACAACAAACAGGCCGGCGAUAAUGACCAUGAACUGGAUGAAGAUGAUAAAAAUUAUGGCAUUAAACAAGCCGACGAUCAUGGAAAUGAUGACAAACAAGCCGACGAUAAAAAAAAAAGAA